Zingiber officinale is the source of this 564-nucleotide messenger RNA. Its product is annotated as zinc finger CCCH domain-containing protein 15 homolog. The record is from RefSeq and is a predicted model, not a curated record. The transcript has 3 exons. The coding region runs from base 50 to 292 and encodes 80 amino acids. Lineage: Eukaryota; Viridiplantae; Streptophyta; Magnoliopsida; Zingiberales; Zingiberaceae.
AAUUAGGGCAGAAGGAAAUCGAGCUUCUCUUCUUGUCUCGAUUCGACGGAUGGGGGCCGAAGAACAGCAGCCGCAGAAAGCUGGCAAUGGUGUCGGGGGCUUGGCGACUCCAACGCCCAUCUCUGAGGCCCAGUUCCUGUCGUGGAAGCGCCGAAAGGAUGCUGAAGCAGCAGCAAGAAAAGCUGAAGCAGCUCAAAAACGUGCAGAGGACAUAGCUGCAGGAACAGUUCAGAUGAAUGGCCGUGAGCUUUUUCACCAUGAGCCUUGGGUAUUUGAUAAUGAUCAAUACUGAUUUUCAUCAGAGGUGUUCAAGCAACAAGAGAGGAAAGAAAUAUGUCAUCAAAGAGGAUUUCGAGUUGGUGGUAAAACGUGACACAAUAUUAAAAUUUGAAGUAUGUACUUUGGAUGAAUUACCAAUUUAUGUAGUUUGUAACCUGAGACAUUUUGAAGCCUCAGUAAAAGAACCUCUUUGUUCAACAAAUGCAGUGUAAAGGUUGGAGAAGCAUUGUAACCUGAGGUUCAUGCUUGCUAACAUGCACAGUAGAAAUAACAAUUUUCAUUCAA